This is a messenger RNA of Cynoglossus semilaevis (tongue sole), 3076 nucleotides long. It is a transcript of the gene helq, whose product is annotated as helicase, POLQ like. Gene Ontology annotation, molecular function: nucleic acid binding; ATP binding. The record is from RefSeq and is a predicted model, not a curated record. NCBI's taxonomy places the organism in Eukaryota, Metazoa, Chordata, Actinopteri, Pleuronectiformes, Cynoglossidae.
AACUAACACAUGUAGCUGCUCGGCCAGGGAUGAACGCGGCACCUCAGGAGCUCAAAGUCAGACGAGUUUCCUCCAGGAAGAGGCCCAGAGACGAACAACCGACCCGACUGACACCUGACCUAAAACGAACAGGAGGCAGAAGAAAGUCCUUACAGCAAUGUCCCACAAACAGGAAAUUAAACUACGUCAUGGCUCAGGAUCAACCUGCCGAGUUCUGCAGUGACUCUGAGGACCUGUUUGGAGACUAUGACAGUAUACUGGGCAACAGUUCUCUGUUGGCGGAGCUGGACCACGCAGAACAAAAGGAGAGGCAGCGUGACGUCGUAGAUCAGGUGGAUUCACGUGGGACUCAGUUCAGUGACUCCGUCUUGGACGACUUCCCUGACGAACCUUUGAUAGAGCUGCCGUCCAGUCAGGUCCAGCAGGAGAAACUUGUGAAGAGGAGGAGGCUGCAGGACGUAGACAGAACUGUCUCGGCUGAUGAGAGCGGGGACGCCGUGGAAGAUGGACCCUCGAGAGACAAACGACUCAGAGGAGACGGACACACGGAGGAGGGCGGGCAGGGAGGCCGCAGGGCUCGGAGGAGCGUGGCCGAUCAGCUGAAGGAGAUGAUGCUCUGUAACGCAGCAGCUCCGACGAACGUUUCACGCACGGCUGCGUUGAAGGAAGUUAUCAUUUCGGAGGAGGUUAAUGUCGCCAUGCGGGCCAUGGAGACGGUUUCCACGGAGAUAACAGACCUGGGGCCGUUCUUUGGACUUCCUUCCAAAGUCAAAGACCUGGUUUAUCAACUCAAAGGAAUCAAGAGUUUAUAUGACUGGCAGGAGACGUGUCUGAACCUGGACUGCGUCCAACAGAGGAAGAACCUCAUCUACUCUCUACCCACAAGUGGAGGAAAAACCCUGGUGGCUGAGAUCCUGAUCCUCCGAGAGCUGCUGUGCAGGAAGAAGGACUGUCUGUUCAUCUUACCUUAUAUAUCACUGGUGCAGGAGAAGGUGCGCGGCCUGGCGAGCUUCGGUCUGGAACUGGACUUCAUGGUGGAGGAGUACGCCGGCACCAAAGGCAGGUUCCCUCCGGUGAAGAGGAAGAGCAAGGCGUCGUUGUACAUCGCUACCAUCGAGAAAGCCCACAGUCUGGUGAACUCGCUGGUGGAAACUGGACGUCUGGAGCAGCUGGGACUGGUGGUGGUGGACGAGCUUCACAUGCUCGGAGACGGCAGUCGAGGCGCCAUCAUUGAAAUGACCUUGGCCAAACUCCUGUACAUGAGCAGUCAGACUCAGAUUAUUGGAAUGAGUGCCACUCUGGGAAACAUCAGCGACCUCCAGAGGUUUUUGAAAGCUGAGAAUUACACCAACGACUUCAGACCUGUCCAACUUAAAGAAUACGUCAAACUGAAGGACACCAUCUUUGAGGUGGACCCAAAGGAAGAGAACUGUUUUAAGUUCUCACGUCUUCUCAACUUCAAGAUCAACACAGUUAUAAAUCCAUCCAUCCAUCCAUCCAUGGACUCUGACCACAUCAUCGCUCUGGUCACUGAGGUCAUCCCCAAACACUCCUGUCUGGUUUUCUGUCCCACCAAGAAAAACUGUGAGAAUGUCGCCGUCAUGAUCUGCAAAUACCUGACGGAAGACUUCCUGAAACACAGGAAGUCGGAGAAGGCCGUCCUCCUCCAGGAGCUGAAGGACAGCGGUGACGGACACGUUUGUCCCGUCCUCAAGAAAACGGUUCCGUUCGGGUUGGCGUACCAUCACAGUGGACUGACCACCGAGGAGAGGAAGCUGGUGGAGGAGGCCUACUCCAGCGGCGUCCUCUGUCUCCUCACCUGUACAUCCACUCUGGCCGCUGGGGUCAACCUGCCUGCCCGCAGAGUCGUCCUGCGGUCUCCCUACGUGGCCACAGACUUCCUGAAGAGGAGUCAGUACAAACAGAUGGUGGGGCGAGCCGGGCGAGCUGGGAUCGACACGGUGGGAGAGAGCAUCCUCAUCCUGCAGGACAAGGACAAGGACAUGGCCAGGACGCUGAUGUGCGCUCCGAUGGAGAACUGCUACAGCAACCUGAUGAACGAGGACGAGAAAGGAAUCCUGAGUCUGAUCCUGUCUCUGAUUGGACUAAAGAUCACCACCUCGCUGCAGCAGGUGAAGGACUUCCUGUGCGGGACGCUGCUGUUCGUGCAGCGGGAGCGUCUCUGUGUGAAGCACAGUCUGUGGGACGUGGUGCGGCGGUGUGUCUGCCACCUGCAGGAGAAACAGCUCAUUACAGUGACGUCCAGUUCAGAGGAUGAAACUCUGGAGGUCACCAGGCUGGGAAGAGCCACGUACAAAGGCUCGGUGAAUCUGUCCUUCAGUGACGUCCUCUACAAAGACCUGUCCCAGGGUCUGGAGGGUCUGCUGCUCAACAGUUACCUUCACCUGGUCUACCUGGUGACGCCGUACGACAUGGUCUCACAGUGUAAACCCGACUGGAUGAUUUAUUUUCGACAGUUCGCAGUCCUGUCGGCCGCAGAGCAGAAGAUGUCGGCCUCCGUCGGCGUCCCCGAGAGUUUGGUGGCCAGAAAAGCUGCGGGACAGUCGGUGAAGAAGAGCGACAACAUGGUGGCGUUGCAGCGGCUGUACCUCGCUCUGGUGCUGUUCUCUUUACUGAAGGAAACAAACAUGUGGAGCGUGGCCGACCGGUUCCAGCUGAGCCGCGGCUUUGUUCAGACGCUGCUCACCUCUGCCUCCGCCUUCUGCUCCCGUGUACUGCACUUCACUGAGUCCAGAGCUAAGCAGCUGUACAACGCCGGCUACAAGACGCUAACACACCUGGCGAACGCCGACCCCGGAGCUCUGUCCAGGACCAUCGAAAACCUGUACAAGAAGCAGGCCAAUCAGAUCGUGGCGUCAGCUAAAAUGCUCCUGAAUGAAAAGGCCGCAGCUCUCCAGGAGGAAGUGGACGAGCUGCUGACCACGCCCCCUGACCUGCCCUCCGAGCCCCGCCCCUGACUUGUAUUUAUUUAUUCUUUACACACAGCUUCAUCAUGGCUAUUUAUUGUUUCUUUGGUUUGGAAUACAGAUCGUAUUAAAUAAUUUGUGCCGAUGAA